Cherax quadricarinatus is the source of this 886-nucleotide messenger RNA. Lineage: Eukaryota; Metazoa; Arthropoda; Malacostraca; Decapoda; Parastacidae. The record is from RefSeq and is a predicted model, not a curated record.
GGGUCAAGGGGCGCACUUCAUCCCCAGUUCUCUCAGUGUUCAGACGUGUGCACUCGUUGCUGCCUCACUCAGGUACCGAGGACAAAACAGGGGUCCUUGCAGUUGUAUGUCUAUAACUACACCCAGUUAGUCACUGAGGAUGGAGCAGCUGUGGCUCAUCUUGCACUGGUUGGAGGAGCAGUUGGAGAACGGAGUGAGCAGCUACCAGAGGUGGCAAAUUGUAGCAGCCACAGCCACUCUAACUCUCGCUGUCUACACUACCAGGAAUCUCUACCAUAACAGACAAGAUGUGUGGGAGAGCAUCAGGAAGUGGUCAUUUAAAAUGGUACGUACUAUACCAUCUGUCAACCGAAGAAUAUCUGAGAGAAUUGAUGAAGCUCGCUCAGAGAUUGAACGCGCUAUAUAUAAGAAUACUGGAGGAGACAGCAGUCGUGUGCCACUGAUGGCUCUACCACCCACUGGCUGGACCAGAGACCAGGUCCUUCAAGCUGCCUCCACCCUACUCUCCGAGGGUAGGUAUGAGUGGCAAGAUGGUAAAAUGUCUGGUGGAACAUUUUCUGGUGACAAUGCUGCCUACAACAGCUUGAUGGAGCAGAUGUUUGGCCUGUUUGCCCUCAGCAAUCCUCUCCACGCCGACGUUUUUCCCGGUGUUAUGAAGAUGGAGGCAGAGAUUGUGAGGAUGACCAUUUCCCUCUUCCAUGGUACUGACAACCAUUGUGGAUCUUUAACAUCCGGAGGCUCUGAGAGCAUCUUGAUGGCAGUGAAAGCCAUGCGUGAUUGGGGUCGUGAGGUGAGGGGCAUCGAACAAGCUGAGAUAGUUGGUUGUGUCACCGUCCACGCAGGAUUCGACAAGGCUGCAGACUUACUAGGAAUGAAGCUUCGCAAG